CCGAGCUCCCGGCUCCGUCCCUCCAUAUCGAUGCCGCCUUCGCAGCCGCCGGGCCAGCAGCUACUUGGCGCGGCGGCCGCUCGGGCUCCGAGGAGCGGCCAGGCGGCCGGGCUCCGGAAGCCGUGGCUCUCAUAGGCAUCCAAACAGCCGUGACCAAAAUGCCCAGAGACUCAUCCACGGUGCGUCACUUCUAGACGCAUCCAUCCCACGGUGAUCCUCCCCCGCCUGCCUGACCCGCGGCUUCGGGACAGGUCCCCAGGCUUCACUGCUUCCUUUGAGCCCCAGCGAGGAGGGAGACGCGUGUCAUCAUGCCACCGGUGACGCCCCGUCCACGUCACGGACGGAGAGCAUAGAGCCCUGGGCAGCCCGCGUCGGCCAGCUCUCGUGUCGGCCGAGCCGGAGCCCCGCUGCCCCUGCCGAAGCAACCCGGUCUGGACGGACUGUGGGGUGAGCACCCCGCACCCUCGGGCGCGGGCACCAUGGAAGAGCCUGUGUUCGGCGUCCAGCAAAUCCAGCCCAACGUCAUCUCGGUGCGCCUCUUCAAGCGCAAAGUGGGGGGCCUGGGGUUCCUGGUGAAGGAGCGUGUCAGCAAGCCCCCCGUCAUCAUCUCGGAUCUGAUCCGCGGAGGGGCCGCGGAGCAGAGUGGCCUCGUCCAGGCCGGGGACAUCAUUCUGGCCGUCAACGGCCGCCCCUUGGUGGACCUCAGCUACGACAGCGCCCUGGAGGUGCUCCGGGGCGUCGCCUCCGAGACCCACGUGGUCCUCAUCCUGCGGGGGCCCGAGGGCUUCACCACUCACCUGGAGACCACCUUCACCGGGGAUGGCACCCCCAAGACCAUCCGGGUGACCCAGCCUCUGGGGCCCUCUGCCAAAACUGCCAACCUGGCUCCCCUGCCGUCGGGGAGCAGGGAGCAGGGGCUGGCAGCAGCCGGAGCUGGAGAGAAGGGCCCUCAGCACACCCAGGACAAUGGACAGGGAGUGGGUCAGCACACCCAGGCGAACGGCCUGGCCCUGGACAAGAAAGGCCCCAACACGGGCCUCCUCGGAGACCACGAGGAGGCCAGCGAACUGCUCAGAGAGAUUGAGCCAGUGUUGAACCUUCUCACCACAGGGGGGAAAGCGGCUAACAGAGGGGGACCCCCCAAGACGGAGACAAAGGAGACAGGAGUGCAGGUGGACAGAGAUCUGGACAGCAAGGCACACCGAGCUCUGCCCCUCGGUGGGGAGAAUGACCGAGUCUUCAACGACCUGUGGGGGAAGGGCAGCGUGCCGGUCGUCCUCAACAACCCGUAUUCAGAGAAGGAGCAGCCCCCUGCCUCCGGCAAGCAGUCCCCCACCAAGAACGGCAGCCCCUCCAAGGGCCCCCGCUUCCUGAAGGUGAAGAACUGGGAGACGGACGUGGUCCUCACAGAUACCCUCCACCUCAAAAGCACACUGGAAACGGGGUGCACAGAACACAUCUGCAUGGGUUCCAUCAUGCUGCCCUCGCAGCACACCCGAAAGCCAGAAGAUGUCCGCCCCAAGGACCAGCUCUUCCCCCUCGCCAAAGAGUUCAUUGAUCAGUAUUAUUCAUCAAUUAAAAGAUUUGGCUCCAAAGCUCACAUGGACAGGCUGGAGGAGGUGAGCAAAGAGAUCAAGAGCACCAGCACCUACCAGCUCAAGGACACGGAGCUCAUCUACGGGGCCAAGCAUGCCUGGAGGAACGCAGCCCGCUGUGUCGGCAGGAUCCAGUGGUCCAAGCUGCAGGUGUUUGAUGCCCGAGACUGCACCACAGCUCACGGGAUGUUCAACUACAUCUGCAACCACAUUAAGUAUGCCACCAACAAAGGCAACCUCAGGUCAGCCAUCACAAUAUUCCCCCAGAGGACGGAUGGCAAGCAUGACUUCCGAGUAUGGAACUCCCAGCUCAUCCGCUACGCAGGCUACAAGCAGCCUGAUGGCUCCACACUGGGGGACCCGGCCAACGUGCAGUUCACAGAGAUCUGCAUCCAGCAGGGCUGGAAGCCGCCGAGGGGCCGCUUCGACGUUCUGCCACUGCUGCUCCAGGCCGAUGGCAACGACCCAGAGCUCUUCCAGAUCCCCCCAGAGCUGGUGCUGGAGGUACCCAUCCGGCACCCCAAGUUUGACUGGUUCAAGGACCUGGGCCUCAAGUGGUAUGGCCUCCCGGCCGUGUCCAACAUGCUGCUGGAGAUUGGGGGCCUGGAGUUCAGCGCCUGCCCCUUCAGCGGCUGGUACAUGGGCACGGAGAUCGGCGUCCGGGACUACUGCGACAACUCUCGUUAUAACAUCCUGGAGGAAGUAGCCAAGAAGAUGAGCUUGGACAUGAGGAAGACGUCCUCCCUGUGGAAGGACCAGGCACUGGUGGAGAUCAACAUUGCCGUGCUGUACAGCUUCCAGAGCGACAAAGUGACCAUCGUGGACCACCACUCUGCCACGGAGUCCUUCAUCAAACACAUGGAGAACGAGUAUCGCUGUCGGGGUGGCUGCCCAGCCGACUGGGUGUGGAUCGUGCCCCCCAUGUCUGGCAGCAUCACCCCUGUCUUCCACCAGGAGAUGCUCAACUACCGGCUCACGCCAUCCUUCGAGUACCAGCCCGACCCGUGGAACACGCACGUCUGGAAAGGCACCAACGGGACUCCCACAAAGCGGCGUGCCAUUGGCUUCAAGAAGCUGGCUGAAGCCGUCAAGUUCUCGGCCAAGCUCAUGGGGCAGGCGAUGGCCAAGAGGGUAAAAGCGACCAUCCUGUAUGCCACCGAGACAGGAAAAUCACAGGCCUAUGCCAAGACCUUGUGUGAGAUCUUCAAACACGCUUUUGAUGCCAAGGUGAUGUCCAUGGAGGAGUACGACAUCGUGCACCUGGAGCAUGAAGCUCUGGUUCUGGUGGUGACCAGCACCUUCGGCAAUGGGGAUCCCCCUGAGAACGGGGAGAAAUUUGGCUGUGCAUUGAUGGAAAUGAGGCACCCCAACUCUGUGCAGGAGGAAAGGAAGUACCCGGAACCCUUGCGUUUCUUUCCCCGUAAAGGGCCUUCCCUCCCCUCGGGGGACUCUGCCGUGCACGGCCUGGCUGCAGUUCGUGACAGCCAGCACAGGAGCUACAAAGUCCGGUUCAACAGCGUGUCCUCCUAUGCCGAUUCCCACAAGUCCUCUGGGGAUGGGCCUGAUCUGAGAGACAACUUUGAGAGCACAGGCCCCCUGGCCAAUGUGAGGUUCUCAGUGUUUGGCCUCGGCUCCCGGGCAUAUCCUCACUUCUGUGCCUUUGGCCACGCUGUGGACACCCUCCUGGAGGAGCUGGGAGGCGAAAGGAUCCUGAAGAUGAGGGAGGGUGAUGAGCUAUGUGGGCAGGAAGAGGCUUUCAGGACCUGGGCCAAGAAAGUCUUCAAGGCUGCUUGUGACGUGUUCUGCGUGGGGGACGAUGUGAACAUCGAGAAGGCCAACAACUCCCUCAUCAGCAAUGACCGGAGCUGGAAGAGGAACAAGUUUCGCCUUACCUAUGUGGCUGAAGCGCCAGAACUCACCCAAGGUCUGUCCAGUGUCCACAAGAAACGCGUCUCUGCUGCACGACUCCUGAGCCGCCAAAACCUCCAGAGUUCGAAAUCCAGCCGCUCAACCAUCUUUGUGCGCCUCCACACCAACGGGAACCAGGAGCUGCAGUACCAGCCUGGGGACCACCUGGGCGUCUUCCCUGGCAACCAUGAGGACCUGGUGAAUGCGCUCAUCGAGCGGCUGGAGGACGCGCCCCCUGCCAACCAGAUGGUGAAGGUGGAGCUGCUAGAGGAGCGGAACACGGCCCUGGGUGUCAUCAGUAACUGGAAGGAUGAGCCUCGUCUCCCGCCCUGCACCGUCUUCCAGGCCUUCAAGUACUACCUGGACAUCACCACUCCACCCACACCCCUGCAGCUACAGCAGUUUGCCUCCCUGGCCACCAGUGAGAAAGAGAAGCAGCGUCUGCUGCUCCUUAGCAAGGGGCUGCAGGAGUAUGAGGAGUGGAAGUGGGGGAAGAACCCCACCAUGGUGGAGGUGCUGGAGGAGUUCCCAUCGGUGCAGAUGCCAGCCACUCUGCUGCUCACGCAGCUGUCCCUGCUCCAGCCACGCUACUACUCCAUCAGCUCCUCCCCCGACAUGUACCCCGACGAGGUGCACCUCACCGUGGCCAUCGUCAACUACCACACCCGAGUAGAUGGAGAAGGACCAAUUCACCACGGCGUGUGCUCCUCCUGGCUCAACCGGAUUCCUGCUGAUGAAGUGGUCCCUUGCUUUGUGAGAGGCGCCCCCAGCUUCCACCUGCCCCGGAACCCUCAGGUCCCCUGCAUCCUGGUGGGUCCGGGCACCGGCAUCGCCCCUUUCCGAAGCUUCUGGCAGCAACGACAGUUCGACAUCCAACACAAAGGACUGAGCCCCUGCCCCAUGGUCCUGGUCUUCGGGUGUCGCCAGUCCCAGAUCGAUCACAUCUACAGGGAGGAGACGCUGCAAGCCAAGAGCAAGGGCGUCUUCAGAGAGCUCUAUACCGCCUACUCCCGGGAGCCCGACAAACCAAAGAAGUAUGUGCAGGAUGUACUACAGGAACACCUGGCGGAACCCGUGUACCGAGCCCUGAAGGAGCAAGGGGGCCACAUUUACGUCUGUGGGGAUGUCACCAUGGCCGCCGACGUCCUCAAAGCCAUCCAACGCAUCAUGGCCCAGCAGGGGAAGCUCUCGGAGGAGGACGCUGGCGUGUUUAUCAGCCGGCUGAGGGAUGACAACCGGUAUCACGAGGACAUUUUUGGAGUCACCCUGCGAACGUAUGAAGUGACCAAUCGCCUUAGAUCUGAGUCCAUUGCCUUCAUUGAAGAGAGCAAAAAAGACACGGAUGAAGUUUUCAGCUCCUAACUGGAUCUCUCCGCCCAGAUGGCUGGUAGGGUGGCCAUCCCCAAGUGCUCCAGCCUAGGCGGCCACAGGUUCCUCAGCACAGACACACGUGGCUGAACCCUUGUCAUGGGACCCUGCCUCGAGGGCCCUGCUCUGCCUCUCAUCCUCCGCUGUGUCCUGGUCCUCCUCUGGUCCUCACCCAUCAGUGGUGUCGUCCACCCUCCUGGGUCUCCUUGUGUUUCCCGCUGCGAUGCAAUGCCUUUAUAUUCUGCAGUGGCUCUGACAAAAUCGUGUCCUCCCUGCCCUUCACUGCCAAAGGCAGAGCGCGGGUGCAUGAAUCCAUUGGGUUACGGCCGGCUGUCACUCCUGUUAAGGUCUGUCCUCCAGAGUACCUUGAGAACAAGGCUCCAGGCACUGAACCUCAGAAACCCCCUGAGCCAGUCCCUCAGCUGCUCAAGGCCCCUUGAUCCUUUUCUACAAUGCUGUUUUGCUCGUGUGUGUGUGUGUGUGUGUGUGUGUGUGCGUGUGUGAUAGGCCUGGGUCUCCCUCUGACAUCUCUGUGUGCAACUGUGUCAAUUGUAGAUCAAGUCCCCUGCUGAGGACCCACCAUCGCACAAACACACUCCUUCCUACACGGUGUUCAUUCAGCCUUCAUGACUAUAAUGGAGCUCCUUGAUUGUCCUGGUUUAAAAAAAAAAAAAAAAAAAAAAGGCCAGGCCAAGGGCUACGGAAGGAGAUAUGAGAACUAAAAGGGACAUUUCUCCAUGCAUUUAGCUUCCCACACCAGCCAGAAGAGCGCUCACUGGGAAAUGGACCUUGGGCAGUGGAUAGGCAAACUCCCUGUCCAGUCUCACAUCAAGGCAGCGGUCAGCUGCUGUGAGCACAUUCAGUGAGCCCCGCCCCCGCCAAUCUCCACCCCGUGCUCUGGAGCCCACAAGUCAUCCUGUCUGUGGAAGCCCUGUGCAAACACAACCUUUCCACCUUGCCGAGGAAGGGGGCAGGGGACACCCUCCAUUUCCUCCAAAUCACACUGUAAAGAAUAUGAAUGGCUUGAACUUUAAAGUUGGGACCCUGGAAGCAAUGGCCAGGAGAAAACAACCGUUACUUUUUUAUUCCUUCAAAUGGGGAUUGCUGCUUCACCCUUGGCCAUAACGUGGAAAGACGGUUGUAAGGAAUCAGGAGGGAGGGAGAGGCCAUCCUGAGGAACCAUACAAAUUCCAUAUGAGGACUUAGGGUGGGCUUAGCCCUUGGGCUUUGGGCUUUCUAAAACUGAUCUCCCAAAUUCUUAACCUGCUAAAAUAAUUCUGAUAAAUAACUUGCACUUUGAUCCAAAACAAAUAGGCACAGUAAAGUGGGAAGUAGGACUCAGCCUGCCGAGGUCCUCUUCUCCGAGUCAGUGGCACAGGAGGGUCCCUCUCCCACUGCAAUGCUAGAAGUCAGGGAGGGCCACGGAGCUGUUCAAAGGCAGCUGAGAAACCUCCGUGUGCCACAGCCUCAAGGGAUGGCCUUGUGGUCCCCAGUUCUGUCCUUCAGUUCUGUUGUUGUGUUUUGUUUUGUCAGAAGGAAGCCGCCUUUCCUUUUUUACAGUGCAUAGAUGCUGUCUGCAUAGCUUUGGAAGGACUUUGCAAUUUGGGUACAAAGGCCCCGAGGGCUCCUUUAAAGUCAAAAGGCAAAGCAUGUCUCAUUCUUCUACCCUCUCCCUAGUGGCCCCCACUGGUAUCACUGCUCUGGGAUAUGGGCUUCAUCCAAGGUAAGGUCGGUCGUACCUGCCUUCUUUUAAUCCCAAAUGUUCCUGCUCAGUCUUCGUGGAUCUAGACAAGGCACUUGGAAUCCCACAGUGACCCUCACUAGCCUGGAGGAAAGCCAGUAGCUGCCAUGAUCAACACAAACUGACCCCAAGUAGCUCCUCUCCUCCCCCAUGGGGGCUUUCUUUCCAAUCUUCUGGGAAUUUGAGCAAAGUUUCUAAGAUGUCACUCAUUCCCCAGGAUUAAACUCCAGUGUCAAAGGAUUGAUCCCAGCUUCCUGCAGAACUGGUUCUCCAUAGCCAGAUAAAGAUACCUUUUUCCACAUCAGACUCCUCUUUCCUGCAUAGGCCUACGCUUCCUGCCACAAGCCUCUCCCUCUUUUAGGAUUCCUGAUAACCAAACAGGGGGUUGUGUUGAGCAGCAUAUCAGAAGUUAAGAGAAUUGGGGUGAGCUUAGUUCUGGUCUAGGGUUCUAGUUAAGUGCUGCCCUCUGCUGGUUGUUUUUAGUUGGGUGCCAGAGCCCCCAAGAAGGUACAUCCCCAAGAUACCCUGUUAUAGAAACCUAAAAUUUUCCCAACUUCAAAAAAAGGAAAAUAAAUAAAUUCCCAAAUCAGAAACACUUCUGGUCACGUGCAUUUCAGCCACGAGACACUCAACCUGUAAUACUUGCAGGGAGGGGUCAAAAGUCAACAGGCCUCAGAGCAUUUAUGAGUUUGUUUUGUUCUGAUAAACUGGAGGAGUUGUGAAACAAUCAGGCAUCCUAUCCCAAACCAUCCAUUCCUAAAGCCAUGGUGGCCUUGCAGGCAGAAGCGAGUGUGCCUUAACACACCGCUUACCACCACCCCUUAGGCAAUGGCUGUUAACCUCUGGGUGUCCCUGUCCCAGGACUUCUCAACUGCAGCCUCUGGGGACUGGAUCAUUCUUUGGCUAUCUUAGGAAGUUGAGCCUCUCCCAGUAAAAACUCAGAGAGGUCUCCUGGUCGACAGGACAGUGGCCAUGGUUCCCUUUCAGGACUGGAGACCCCCCCACCCCCCGUGAUGUCAUUGCUCUUGAAUGCCUAAUGCCCUGCCCUGGGCAUUGGUUCUCCUUGAGCUAGGUGGGAGGAGGCCUGGAGGCCUGGCCCGAGGCCCUGCCCAUCGUCGUCGUGGUCUUGUGCUGUGAGGCCCCGUCUAGGCUCCGCAGUGGCUAUGGAGCAGGCCUGGCCGGUGGGGUGGGUGACCGCGCGGGACUGGUGGGCAGCACGGGAGUGGGGUGGGGGUGGGGGCUCCAGCUCACCACGCACGCGCUGUCGGCACCUCGGACGCCCCUCGCCAUGCGACCCCCCGGUGAUGCUCGCCUCUGCCCAGUGUCAGCGCUCCUGCCCCGCUCCGCGCACCGGCGCCCGCCCCCAGCCCCUCCGCGAGGUCGGCCAGGCUGUGCUCGCCGCAUGCUCUGUUGUGUACAGCUCUCCUCUCCUGAUUCCAUGGGAUUCAACAACAACAAAGCCUACGUAUGCCUGUUUGCAUUAUGGAUAGCGUAUUAAAAA
Molecule: messenger RNA, 8113 nt
Organism: Perognathus longimembris pacificus (Pacific pocket mouse)
Lineage: Eukaryota; Metazoa; Chordata; Mammalia; Rodentia; Heteromyidae
Gene: Nos1
Product: nitric oxide synthase 1
Exons: 30
Coding region: 480-4865 (1461 amino acids)
Biological process (GO): nitric oxide biosynthetic process
Molecular function (GO): flavin adenine dinucleotide binding; FMN binding; calmodulin binding
Source: RefSeq, a predicted model, not a curated record